Anguilla rostrata (American eel) is the source of this 1778-nucleotide messenger RNA. It is a transcript of the gene vstm2lb, whose product is annotated as V-set and transmembrane domain containing 2 like. Gene Ontology annotation, cellular component: membrane. The transcript has 4 exons. NCBI's taxonomy places the organism in Eukaryota, Metazoa, Chordata, Actinopteri, Anguilliformes, Anguillidae. The record is from RefSeq and is a predicted model, not a curated record. Bases 261 to 896 code for a protein of 211 amino acids.
UUCGCUCUCAGAACCAAUCUCCCUCCGCCGCAGUUCGGAGGCACUCAGAAUCGAGCAAUCUGUCGUGAGGGGAAGCAGCCGUUGCUGAAAGGUGGUGAGCUGCAGCACUGAGCGCCACAAAAGGCACUUUUCUCCCUGGCCUGGGGUGAUUUUAUUUUAAAGGGAGGAUAGUCCCCCAGGACCUGACUGGAUUUCCGCCCCCCGAUUCCCUCCGCCUAAUGUGAGACUGGCAAAAAAUACUGGAAGCACACACAAAAGCGAUGGGAACCUUUGGAGUGAUAGUAGGGAUUUUACAUUACGCAGGACUCUACAUCCAACUUAGCGCCUCGUCCAGACAAGGUGGACACGCUGAGGUAGAGAACCAUAUCUUUGGAAACGCGCUCUUUACAGAAGUCCCCCAUGACAUCACAACGCAGAGUGGGCGGGACGUGGAGAUGGCUUGCUCGUUCCGUGGGGCGGGCUCUCCCUCCUACUCUCUGGAGAUCCAGUGGUGGUACAUCAGGAACCACAAAGAAUGGACAGACAAGCAGGGCUGGAUGACCAAUCAGGUGUUGCCCCAGGAAGAGAUGUCAAAGGAUGCUACCAAAAUAAGUGUGGUGAAAGUGGCGGGGAGUAACAUCUCUCACAAGCUACGGCUGUCCAGCGUGAAGCCGUCGGACGAGGGUACGUACGAGUGCCGGGUCAUCGACUUCAGCGACAGCAAGGCCCGUCACCACAGGGUCCGCGCCUACCUGCAGGUGGAGCCGGAGCAGGACGCCGCCCUGCGCCACCCCCAGGACGCCCAAUCAGAGCACCCAAAACACCCUCCGGGACACGCCCACCACAAAGGAGGCAGGGAACUGAAGAAGCGCUCUGUUGACAGUGGCAAUGACUGCGCUGACAGCUGCGUGCUGUAACUCCGCCCCCAGUCACUAGGCAGCCGGUUGACACGCCCCCCUCCCUCUCUGUACAUUGUCUAAAAUCAUAAGAAAACGAGGAGUGCAUGUUAUGUUUCUCUGAAUGUUAUUCACAUAUCCAUGGCAAGGCAGGACACAUUAAGGCCUGGUUUUAUACAACAUCUGUCCUUAACUUUGACCAUUGACUUAACAAACAAAUGCAAGUGUUCAUCGUGCUGAUUUCGGCGAUCGAUGAACUCUCCAAACUCCUGGUGAAGUAAAAAAGUGAACACUUGUAUUUAUUUGUGACUCGGUGAGGACAGUGUUGAUUGAAUCCUGUAAUGAAUCCAAAUGGUGAUUGAAUUAGUUGAUUUUUUCCCCUUGGAUUUCGGUUGUUUUGAUUUAAUGAAUCAUUUUGCUUGUGAGAAGUCAGGCGGGAAUCGUCAUGGUGAUUUCUGACUCCCGUGUAUUUCUCAUUGCUGCUGAGCGAGUCGUUUUCCGCUUUGUCCAUGUUUUUAUGGCUCUGUCGCCAGGGCGACACUUAACGGGACAAUAUUUUGUACAGCGCGUUGGAUAAAAAAGGGUUGUUCAGUGUCUGCUGAGUGAGAUGUGCUUUCAAGUGCCACAUAUUUCAUUGGUCUUUGACUAAAAAAAAAACAUAUAAAACUUUAAACAAAAAAAGCUACAGUAUUUUAAUGUUUUAUGCUUUCUUAUGGACAACAUUUAUUAAGCUUUGUGACAGGUAUGUUUGAACGGUUCUUUUUAUGUUAUCUAUAUUUUGCUUUGAUGUUUUGUAAGAGAUCAAUGUAAAAAAUAUUGUACCUUUUUAAAUAACUUCUAGAAUGUUGGUCUCACCCUAUACACAUGCCUCAUCACAUUAAAUUAAUUGUAUAUGAACCCAAA